ACAAGAGAACAGCAUGUCUAAUCUUCUCUGGAGUUUGAUUUCUUGUCUGGGUUUUGCUUUGCAAUGACAUGAAACUAAGUUGGUAGGUUAUCUCCAUGAUAAUAUUAUAUUUGAAACAAAGAGAAUAAGCAUGUCAAGUGAUUUAGAUAGUGAUAAAUCUACAUGAUGAGACAAAGUACUUCAGCAAGGGACUUGAGCAAUGGUAGCCAAGAAUAUUUUCUGAUGCUACUUGCAGAAUGAUUACACUAAGACAAACUUCCUGAGUAUAAGAUAAGUUGCUCCAGAGAUUAUAGCAAUCAUCAAUGUUGAAGAAUCUAAUUAAUUAAGCUGGGCAAAUCAUGAAACUAAGAGACUGUUAGAUGAUAAUGUAGAACCAAGAUAGAGUGACAGGGUGAGCAAACACCUGCUUGAAACCUGGAACUGAUGAUGCAUGGUAGCAUCAUGAUAAGAGGGUGAUGAGGUUAAUGAUAUCAUUUGGAUGGUGGCAGCAACCCAGUUGGUGCAAGUAGAAGCAAUCAUAGCCACCAUUGGGCCUUGGAAUAGGAAAUGAAAGGAGUGAACUUCUCCUGUGUAUCACCGGCAUCAGCAGCGAUAUGCACGAGCAUAGAUCGGCGGUCGAUGGUCCGAGGGAGCACCGGAAGAGCGGCCGACCGGCACAUGACUCAUCCGAGAGAUCCAAGGAGAGCAAACUCUGCUCUCGGCUCCAUGUCUGGUGCAACCAGAGAGAGGCGAUCUCGCAACCAAAGGAGCAGGAAGAUCUUGGAUAAACCAUCUGAUCUUGUGACUCCGCCGGGCUCCUCGCGAUACUUGUUGAACGGUGAUGACUUCUUCGAUGUUUUCCCGAGCGUGGUGACUGCUGCUCCUCUUCUCUCAGUGGAUCAACCUGCUGUCCUGAAGCCACCGUCUUCUACUACGUCACAAGAACAGGUUGUGCAUCUGAGGGUAUCUUUGCACUGCAAAGCUUGUGAAAUGAAGGUCAGGAAGCACAUCUCGAAGAUGGAAGGCGUGACCUCAUUCAACAUAGACUUGGCAACGAAGAAGGUGACGGUGAUCGGAGACGUGACGCCGCUGGGAGUCCUAGACAGCGUCUCCAAGGUUAAGAAUGCUCAGUUAUGGCCUUCCCUUUGAUCGAAAGUCUUCAUCUAUGUGGAACAACGUAUGUGUUGUGAGAUCCGAAAACUAGUGGGAAAACUUAUGGUUCUUCUCAUCAAAUCAUUCUGUUCUUUUCCCUGAAAACUUUGCUGCUUAGGCUAAA
Molecule: messenger RNA, 1255 nt
Organism: Musa acuminata AAA Group (dessert banana)
Lineage: Eukaryota; Viridiplantae; Streptophyta; Magnoliopsida; Zingiberales; Musaceae
Product: protein SODIUM POTASSIUM ROOT DEFECTIVE 2
Exons: 4
Coding region: 547-1128 (193 amino acids)
Molecular function (GO): metal ion binding
Source: RefSeq, a predicted model, not a curated record